UCAAAGGAAAAAAUAAGCAUGAAUAAAACGUGAUUUCUUUAUAUUUUGAGUACUACAAUGAAUUUAUGGUUAUUGCUUAUUAUUGGUUCACAAUGUAAGUUUUAAAUGUAUGGUGCCUAGCAACAUGCCCACCAGUACAUCAUCACAGGAAAGAUUGUCACUUUGCCAAGAUAAUUAUGAGAAGGUCGUACAGGGGCGUACUUCAAAACGUAACUACUAGACCCGCCAUAAAUACCACAGCCACUAAUACCACAAGUCCCACAACCACAAAUACUCAACACAUACCCAAACAAAUUGGCAGAGCCGAUGAAGUUGCUAACAGCGGCGAAGACCAAGCAAAUACGAAACUAUAUUGGAACGUAACCCAUGAGCGUUGCGACUACGAGAGAAUCCGUUGUAUGAGGGCGUACGCUACGGGAGCUGUAUGUGCUCGGACGCUUUAUUAUCAAUACUACAGCUUUCCCAACUACUGUGCUCUGGAGUUCCAUAACUGUGUCGGUAGAUACGAUGGUAUUUGGUCAGUUGCUUAUAUGGGUAUUUGUACCGAAAUCGACAUACAAAAAGAAAUUUACGUAGAUUUGGCCUAUACCCAGAUGUCAAAUAAUUCUUUCCUAACAGACAUGUAUAUCGCUGACUCGGGAGAUUUGACAAACGUCGGCUGAAUAUUUUUUUUAUAUUUGAAUGGCAAAUAAACAGUCAUUACCUCAAAUAACCUAAUCACAAAAUAAAACUUUUGACAAAAACCCCGACAUAGUGGACUAAGUGGACCAAUUUUUCAUGAAACAUGGCUAAGAACAUGGCUGACUAAUUUAGCUUUCAAACAAGAAAAACUAA
Messenger RNA from Leguminivora glycinivorella, 834 nucleotides. RefSeq lists its product as uncharacterized. The transcript has 8 exons. NCBI's taxonomy places the organism in Eukaryota, Metazoa, Arthropoda, Insecta, Lepidoptera, Tortricidae. The coding region runs from base 177 to 662 and encodes 161 amino acids. The record is from RefSeq and is a predicted model, not a curated record.